CUGGUCCUGAACCAGGCCUCGGCGAAAUAUGGUUAUAUAUUCUGAUCGGUCGGUGCGAGACAUUACUACAGGAUUUGAACAUCUCUGAACAUGGGGCGUUUGGUGUUAGCAGCAGCGUGUGUCCUUGGACUGGUGUGCAUCGCGAAUGCAGCAGCACCCAGAGCCGGAAAUUUAUCGCCUUUAUUCCCGUUCCAGUUUUUGAAACGCUCCCUGAGUGAGAGUGAGCGACAAGCUCGAGAAAGCAAUGACAGACUCCAGGAAGAGAUUCAAAAUGUCGUUGAAAAGAUCUCCGCUGCCGCCAGAUCAGAUUCCGACCUGAGCCGCCGUGAAAAUGUUGCGUUUGGGUUGGGCGGCACUUGUGGUAAUUACAACGACUCCUGCAGUUACGCGAAGACCCACUGUUGCGGGGAGUUGACAUGCACUCGCGAUAGAUGGUACCAUGUUAGGGGUGUGUGUAUGUGAGAAUCCACGCUGACAAGAUAUAUCUCUGAUCAAAUUACCUUCCGACAAAUGGUGAAGUGAAAUCAAGAAAUAAAUUGUUUCCACAUCGAA
Molecule: messenger RNA, 552 nt
Organism: Haliotis rubra (blacklip abalone)
Lineage: Eukaryota; Metazoa; Mollusca; Gastropoda; Lepetellida; Haliotidae
Exons: 3
Coding region: 91-462 (123 amino acids)
Source: RefSeq, a predicted model, not a curated record